Molecule: messenger RNA, 1131 nt
Organism: Megachile rotundata (alfalfa leafcutting bee)
Lineage: Eukaryota; Metazoa; Arthropoda; Insecta; Hymenoptera; Megachilidae
Source: RefSeq, a predicted model, not a curated record
UCGUCUGAAAAAUGAACACCAAAAGAAGUCAGGAUUUAGAUCGUGACGGGAUCGCGGUAAUGGAAUCUGCGCAUUGUCCGAAAUGUUCGACUUCGUUUAAAUUUGUCAAGAAACCAAAUCCUCUGAUGGUACACUCUGAUAAACCGGAGCCCAAGAAAAUUCCUGGGAAACCGCUCGACUGCGGUUAUGUGAUGCAGAUUGUUUCUAUCGGAGUUCGAGCGGAUAACGUUUACGAGGCACGAAUGUUGCUGGCACCAGAGGUGGAUAUGUCUUCCGUCAAAAUAACGGUAAAAGGAAGUAAUCUGCGAGUGAACGUGUGUAGACCACUGAAUGACCUAUUCAUGAGUUAUUUCCCAAAGAUCAUUGAUAAUUCGAGUGCUAGUGAUAUCAUUAAAAGGACGAUGAAGCACUGUGAGAACUUGCUCAUACCGGAUGGUAUCGAUAGCGCGAAAGUUCGAGCCGUGGUAGAUAAUAAGAAUAGAAUGCUCGUGCUUACGGCACCCGCAUUGAAGCCUAGCAAAGUGAGAAAGAAAUACAUAGAGAAAAGUUGAAGUAUUCUUUAUCGUGACUCUUGCACGAAGCCAUUUUACGAUCGAAAUUUCAAACUCGAUAGAACAAAGGAUGAUCGGAGCUCGUUUCAAAUAGUACAGUUGACUCGUGAAAAUGAUAUGUGACAGACAAGAUUUCCUAUUCGUUUACACCUACUAUGGAUAAAUUACCACCCCACUGUCAAGAAAACGCGAUCACCAUAAGGCAAAAUGAUUACAUGAAUUUUGAAACGAUGACGAAUGGAUUUAAGACGAGUUUGAAGUUCGAUAGAGUUCCUAACUUCUACAUCAUCGACAACAAGGAACUUUACGCUGUACGUAUCCGAUGUAAAAUUUUGUUACUUUGGUAACUUCGAUAAUGAAUUCGAUGUACGGUUAUAGGCAGACAUGAAGAUAGAGGGAUUGAAAGUGGGAACCGCGACUCUAGCGACUGAAGAUGUCCUGAAUAUAAAAUUGCAUAGCGCGGAGGAUUGGUCGCACAUCAGGAACUUGAAUUUUUUAAUACCGGCUGAAGCGAACGCGAAAAAAGUCUCGAUUGAAAUAUUUAAUAACACAAUUUUUAUGAGAGCACCGCUUAAAAAGA